AUGUUUGUUCGUCCUGUCCUCUUCCUCUUCCUCUUCCUCUUCCUCUUCCUCUUCCUCUUCCUCUUCCUCUUCCUCUUCCUCUUCCUCUUCCUCUUCCUCUUCCUCUUCCUCUUCCUCUUCCUCUUCCUCUUCCUCUUCCUCUUCCUCUUCCUCUUCCUCUUCCUCGCCAUCUCAUCCCACCUCAUUUUCACCUCAUCUACCUUACCUUACCUUACCUUACCUAGUUGCUGCAGUUUACGAAGUUAG
This is a messenger RNA of Cadophora gregata, 246 nucleotides long. RefSeq lists its product as uncharacterized. The transcript has a single exon. The record is from RefSeq and is a predicted model, not a curated record. NCBI's taxonomy places the organism in Eukaryota, Fungi, Ascomycota, Leotiomycetes, Helotiales, Ploettnerulaceae. Bases 1 to 246 code for a protein of 81 amino acids.